Arabidopsis lyrata subsp. lyrata is the source of this 478-nucleotide messenger RNA. RefSeq names its product inhibitor of trypsin and hageman factor. NCBI's taxonomy places the organism in Eukaryota, Viridiplantae, Streptophyta, Magnoliopsida, Brassicales, Brassicaceae. The record is from RefSeq and is a predicted model, not a curated record. Gene Ontology annotation, biological process: response to wounding. Gene Ontology annotation, molecular function: serine-type endopeptidase inhibitor activity.
AAGUCUAUAAAUACCAUGUUUGUUAUCAUGGAGAAGAACCCAAUACAAAACUCAAAUCACAUAAAUCUUCAAAUCAAUACAUUUUUUUCCAAGAAAUAUCAGAUGGCAAGCAUAUGCGAAGAUCCAGGAAAAAGCUCAUGGCCAGAGCUUUUGGGGGCAAAAGGAGAAGAUGCAAAAGAAGUGAUCGAAAGAGAGAAUCCCAAAAUGAAAGCAGUUAUCAUUUUGGAUGGAACAGCUGUUCCUGAGAUCUUUAUUUGCUCUCGUGUUUACGUUUGGGUCAACGAUUGCGGAAUCGUUGUUCAAAUUCCCAUCAUCGGUUAAUUAUAAUUAUAUAAUUGGUAUCAAACAUUUAAAAUACUCUAUAACUAUAUAAUUCGUAUUAAAAUGUAAUAAUGAAGAUAUUGUUAUGAUCUCUGGUUGUUAUAUCAUGCUAUCUCAAUGUCUCAUAAAUAAAAUUAAUGAUUAUGACUAUUCUUUU